AUGAUCAGCUCCAGCUCUACCGGCCCCAAUCUGUUGUUGACCACGACGGGAUAUGGUCUAUCCUACGUUGUGCCAAAGCAGCACGCUACACAGCUCUCAUUGUCACACUGGACAUCUUUCUCUAUAGGCCUCAGCUUCACUGAUCCUGUCUUCCGAUGUGAGUUCAGAGAUGAAUACGGCUAUGAGGCAGGCGAAGUUAUAGGCCUAGAGCACCUGCCUAAGCAGCGGCAUGAAGAUACCAAGCGGGUACAGACUGCGGCGGAUGCUGAGAUGGCCGUUCAGGCCGAUGUUGAUAGUAUUAUUGUCUCCCACCGUAGUUAG
Molecule: messenger RNA, 321 nt
Organism: Penicillium vulpinum
Lineage: Eukaryota; Fungi; Ascomycota; Eurotiomycetes; Eurotiales; Aspergillaceae
Product: FMN-dependent dehydrogenase
Exons: 4
Coding region: 1-321 (106 amino acids)
Source: RefSeq, a predicted model, not a curated record